AAAGGGAGUUUACAAUAGAAAAGUGAAAAGUUGUGCAGCUAACAGGACAAAAGACAAGACCCAACACGAUGUUCCGCCAGAUGGAUAUGCGAGAGGCUGUCCUCUCAUCGGCAGUGAAGCGCUGCCUCCUAUACGACUCACAGCGGAACGGAAGGUUCCUUGACACCAAGGCACGAGUGCCGUCGUGCGAAAAGCCUGUGGAAAAGGCACCUCUUCGCAAAGCUCCCAGGGUCAAGGGUCGCAAGAAGCCGAAGAUGUCCGAAAUAGAGCGCAUGUUGAUGCGAAAGGUGCCAGAGCCGAAGCCAGAGGAUCCCUUCAAGCAGCUCUUUCCAAACGGACAUAAAUUCAUUGUGCCAGUGUGCUUGAAGGAGUUCUUCCAGAUCGACUGCGCCAUUCGCCCCAUAAAGCCCUAUUCGAACGCCUGGCACGAUGUGAAGGCGCCGCAGCUGGUGGAGCAGCUGAUGGCCGAGAUGAAUACCGUGAAAUCCAAAGCAAAGAAAGACAAGCUGCUCCAUAACGAUGCCGAUUUGGUCCAGCUCAAGGGUCACAAAUCAAAGGAUCGCAGUGCUAUUGACAGGCACAUCAAGCAGGUGGUGCUCUCCGUUAUGGCAGAGCCUAAGAAAUCAAGCAAGGGCAAGGGCAAGCAAUUUGCAAUGAAUACAGCUGAAGCCAAGCCCCAAGUGGCCAAAAAAGAGGGCAGCUGCGAGCCUGGCUCCAAGCUCUUGGUCCACAAAGUUGAGAAGGCAAUCCAGAAGUCACAGAAGCAAGCUCCCAAUGGAGAUAACCAAAAGAAAGAGCGCAAACGAAUCCGCAAGAGGAACAAGGGCUACGUCGCUGACAAGGAGACUGAGGAGGCUAAGCGCAACCUGGCCGCUGAAAAGUCAUUGAAGACCGAUGGAAAAGAUGCCAAAACUCUGCACACCGGAGCCAGCGGCGAACCGCAGGUAAAUUUCUUUACCGAAGAAGCCGAAGAGUUGCUGAUUCCCGGGUCUCCGAACUCAAUGGAGGAACACAAAGAGAACAUUGCCGCCGGGGAAAUGAACGAGAAGACCAACAACCUGGUCGCUAAAGAUGCAGAGAAGACAAUGGCUGCCGAUGUGAAGACUCUGGAGAAUGGGGCCAGCGGUGAACCAGAGAUGGAGCGCAUUGAAAAACCCAAGAACUUGUCAGAGGAGAAGGACAUUGGAGCCGGGGAUGUGCUGCAGGAACAGAUCGUUUUGGCCAAAGAAAACUCUCCAUAGAGUGAGUAGCUGAAACCAGAGGAGGAUCAGCAG
Drosophila subobscura is the source of this 1274-nucleotide messenger RNA. RefSeq lists its product as uncharacterized. The record is from RefSeq and is a predicted model, not a curated record. Bases 69 to 1241 code for a protein of 390 amino acids. NCBI's taxonomy places the organism in Eukaryota, Metazoa, Arthropoda, Insecta, Diptera, Drosophilidae. The transcript has 3 exons.